AUGGCGACUUCAGCAGCCAUUGGUGCGAGGACAUCAGCUAUGGUGCAUGGCGAUCCACAACUUAGCUCUGCUAUUCACAGUCUAUAUCUCUCGGGGCCGACCACCUCUGACACGUAUUUUCCGCUCUCAAAUGGCAUCAACAGGAUAGAGUCGCCACUCAUCUUCUGCGACAUCGACUCCGACAUCUCGGCCACACCUUCGCCAACCGAACCUCCAACAUCGGCGCUCUCUGCAGCUUUGACAGAUGCGACCUCAAUCUCUGAAGCAGAGAAAAGAGCUCGCAGCCCAGAUACCUCGUCGCACUUGCUGGCAAAGAAGAUGCGAACGAUGACCCUGCCAGCGUUCCAGACUAGCCACACAUCAUACCCUUUGGGAAGAUCAACAUGGCGUAACAGCAUCGGCAGCGACAACAGAUCACUGCUGAGGGGAGCGACGUUCUCUGAAAGAAACCCUGCGUUACUCGACCAAGCCAGCUCCUUCAAGGACUUUGUGUCCCCGGAGCUUUCUUCUUUCAGACCUGAAGUUGUCGGUCCGCAAGGGGUUGGUCCCUUGGCCCGGACAUCGAUCCAAUCAUCAACACGCAGAUCAUCCUUAAUCGAACGAGACUCCAGUCCAGAGUACGAUGGCACGCCCUCUUAUGCGCAAUCUUUACACCUUGUCGAUACAGAUGUUUCCAUUUACAAGAAGGUACAUGGAGACGAGUGGAGGGAAAACUCGCUCUGCUUGCAUUGCUUUCGUCGACAUGGCAACUUCAGGAAGCUCACUCUGUACGGCUAUGAGAUGUGCGGACGUAAUGAAGCGCUGGAGAGCCAUUACUGGGAAUCUGGUGGCGAUGAUGGGUAUGACUGA
Messenger RNA from Parastagonospora nodorum SN15, 849 nucleotides. RefSeq lists its product as hypothetical. The coding region runs from base 1 to 849 and encodes 282 amino acids. The record is from RefSeq and is a predicted model, not a curated record. NCBI's taxonomy places the organism in Eukaryota, Fungi, Ascomycota, Dothideomycetes, Pleosporales, Phaeosphaeriaceae. The transcript is spliced from 2 exons.